AUGUACGACUCGUUCGACAAUAUGUACCAGGCGACCAUCGGCAUCGACUUCCUCUCCAAGACGAUGUACCUUGAGGACCGGACGGUGAGGUUACAGCUUUGGGAUACCGCAGGCCAAGAACGAUUCCGCAGUUUGAUUCCCUCGUACAUCCGCGACUCAAGCGUUGCAGUUGUCGUUUACGAUAUCUCAAAUGCGAAAUCAUUCCAAAACACAAAGAAGUGGAUCGACGACGUGCGCGCCGAGAGAGGAAACGAUGUCAUCAUCGUUCUUGUGGGCAACAAGACGGAUUUGAACGACAAGAGGGAGGUGACGACGCAGCAGGGAGAGGAUGAGGCCAAGAAGAACAAUCUCAUGUUCGUGGAGACCAGUGCAAAGUUGGGCCACAACGUCAAGACAUUGUUCAAGAGAAUAGCGCAAGCCCUACCCGGCAUGGAGGGAACGGACGCUGCCCAACAGGCCUCUAGUCAAAUGAUUGAUGUGAAGACAACCCCUGCCCAGUCCUCGCAAGAGGGAUGUGCAUGCUAG
Molecule: messenger RNA, 525 nt
Organism: Colletotrichum truncatum
Lineage: Eukaryota; Fungi; Ascomycota; Sordariomycetes; Glomerellales; Glomerellaceae
Source: RefSeq, a predicted model, not a curated record